This is a messenger RNA of Symbiodinium pilosum, 1632 nucleotides long. Lineage: Eukaryota; Dinophyceae; Suessiales; Symbiodiniaceae. The record is from the annotation of a GenBank genome assembly.
AUGCCUCCUAAGAGCAAAAUCAAAUCGGUAGCUCGAAAGGCGAGCCAGAAGUGGCGACCUAGGGUUGGUGGGCGGUCACGCAGGCCUGACCCCCGCCAAACCUUGCAGGCUACAGAGCUCCUGCAUGUCAUCUUGCCAGAGAUCCAUGCUGCGGACGUCAUCUGUGAAUUCAAGAACGCAGCUGCUUCGAACGAUGACCUGGCAGAGCUACUUCCGGAUGCAGUGCCACCUUGUCCUCUUACUGUUGCAUCAAACAGCGUUGAGGUUCCGAUUGGCUGUGCUUCUCCUACCUGGAGAGUUAAGCCUGGUGAGAAGCUUUCGGCAAUUAAUGCUGGCUCUUAUGUUUCUGCCGCGGCGUGGGCACCUCCUGAUGAUGUUGCCGUUUUGGCACUUGCAGUCAACAGCCGCGCUGGACCCUCUGUAGCAGCGGAAGGUCCCGUGCCAGGCACCUCUGCCACGCAUUUCUGGCGUGUUGACAUGAACAGCUCAGGGAAGUCAGCGUAUCUGCGACUUGGAAUUGUGCAUGAUGCGGCCAGUGUGCGUGGCUUGCAGUGGCUUCCCUCCAAACGCACAAGGGAAAGGCUGGGCUUGCUGUUGGCGACGCUAUCCACUGGGGAGCUUCUCUUAUACAGCCUGCCCACCGCCGCAUUUCAAGAGAGGGCCAUCAGUCGCACGCGCUUGUUCGCCCGGUUUGGACCUGCAUGGCGGGCAAGAACGUCACCUGUAGGGGUCGAACCCGCAGAUGCCUGGCAGAGAUAUGUGCAAUGCGCAGCUGCUCGCGAAAGCACUGCAGACAAACACAGCUGCAUUGUUGCUGGGGGGUGUGAGCGAUCAGUUGUGCUACUGUGGCGGUUAACGUCCGGAUCUCCGUUGCCACAGGGGCCUUCUGAUGUUCUGAAACCUAUGCUUCUAGACGCAGAGACUGUGAUGUCCUUAGCCUGGUGCCCAUCGCAGGAACUUGAGCUACUGGCCGCCGGUUUUGCGGGAGGGUAUGUUGUACUCUGGAGCUGCCAGACUCCCACUGCGCCCUUGCGCAGCUUCACCCCAAUGGUGCGAACCGCUCACAUUGGUCUUGUCUGGGCUGACCAAAACAAUUUGUGCUUGCCUGCUGAUGGAUCGUUUUACAACUUCCUGCACGGCCGCCUGGUCAGGCUUCGUCCUGACAGAAAGGGCUAUGACUGCUUGCUAUCAUGUGGUGGGACGUGCCAAGCUACCACAGGCACCAUAUCAAUCUGGUCAGAUGGCGUUGCUUCCUUUCGGCAGCAGCCACUGAUCCGGCAACGAACAUUCUCUGGAGUCAGGAACGACGAGUCGGUUUUCCAGAGUUGGUGCGUGCCUGGUGCAGAUCUAACAGAUGCACCAUUCCCAGACGAACCUGCCGAUCCUCAGCCGAGUGAGAAAACCGAAGCCGAGUGCAGAGCCUUCAGGGAGCACUUGUUCAAGGCGUACCAGAACAACUUGCUGGCUCGGUACCGUGCUUGGGAGACCGAGAGCUGCCAAUUGGAGAUAAAGCUGGGUCAGGACGACACCGUCAAGGAGAGCAGCAAGGUGCCUUUGACAGAUGCCGCGGCCAAGGAGUUCAAGCCUUCGGACAGCGCAGAGUCAGAGAUCCUGCUUCUUAGCGUCACUUAA